Molecule: messenger RNA, 4632 nt
Organism: Sapajus apella (tufted capuchin)
Lineage: Eukaryota; Metazoa; Chordata; Mammalia; Primates; Cebidae
Gene: TCF7
Product: transcription factor 7
Biological process (GO): regulation of transcription by RNA polymerase II; canonical Wnt signaling pathway
Cellular component (GO): beta-catenin-TCF complex
Molecular function (GO): DNA-binding transcription factor activity, RNA polymerase II-specific; RNA polymerase II cis-regulatory region sequence-specific DNA binding
Source: RefSeq, a predicted model, not a curated record
UGUUCGGACCCGCCAGCUCCCGGAGCCGCUCUGCCCCGCGCCCUAGCCCGCGCCUGUAGCCCGCCCAGGCGGAGUCAGCCCGCGCUCCGCCCGCCGCGAUCCGGGCUCGGAGGUUCGGACUCCGGGCUCGCCGCCCCCCGGGCCGGCUCCGCGCCCCUCAUUCCCGGCGCCCAGCGCCCCGGCGGGCGGAGCGCACCAUGCCGCAGCUGGACUCCGGCGGGGGCGGCGCGGGCGGCGGCGACGACCUCGGCGCGCCGGACGAGCUGCUGGCCUUCCAGGAUGAGGGCGAGGAGCAGGACGACAAGAACCGCGACAGCGCCGCGGGUCCCGAGCGCGACCUGGCGGAGCUCAAGUCGUCGCUCGUGAACGAGUCGGAGGGCGCGGCCGGCGGCGCGGGGAUCCCGGGGGUCCCGGGGACCGGCGCCGGGACCGGCGGCGAGGCCGAGGUCGGGGCCGAGGCUCUCGGGCGGGAGCACGCUGCGCAGAGACUCUUCCCGAACAAACUUCCAGAGCCCCUGGAGGACGGCCUGAAGGCCCCGGAGUGCGCCAGCGGCAUGUACAAAGAGACCGUCUACUCCGCCUUCAAUCUGCUCAUGCACUACCCACCCGCCUCGGGAGCAGGGCAGCACCCCCAGCCGCAGCCCCCGCUGCACAAGGCCAGUCAGCCUGCCCAUGGUGUCCCCCAACUCUCUCCUCUCUACGAACAUUUCAACAGCCCACACCCCACCCCUGCACCUGUGGACAUCAGCCAGAAGCAAGUUCCUAGGCCUCUGCAGACCCCUGACCUCUCUGGCUUCUACUCCCUGACCUCAGGCAGCAUGGGACAGCUCCCCCACACUGUGAGCUGGUUCACCCACCCAUCCUUGAUGCUCGGCUCUGGUGUACCUGGUCACCCAGCAGCCAUCCCCCACCCCACCAUUGUGCCCCCCUCAGGGAAGCAGGAGCUGCAGCCCUACGACCGCAACCUGAAGACACAAGCAGAGUCCAAGGCAGAGAAGGAGGUCAAGAAGCCAACCAUCAAGAAGCCCCUCAAUGCUUUCAUGCUGUACAUGAAGGAGAUGAGAGCCAAGGUCAUCGCAGAGUGCACACUUAAGGAGAGCGCUGCCAUCAACCAGAUCCUGGGCCGCAGGUGGCACGCAUUGUCGCGAGAAGAGCAGGCCAAGUACUAUGAGCUGGCCCGCAAGGAGAGGCAGCUGCACAUGCAGCUUUACCCAGGCUGGUCGGCGCGGGACAACUAUGGGAAGAAGAAGAGGCGGUCGAGGGAAAAGCACCAAGAAUCCACCACAGACCCUGGCUCGCCUAAGAAAUGCCGUGCUCGCUUUGGCCUCAACCAGCAGACGGAUUGGUGUGGUCCGUGCAGGAGGAAAAAGAAAUGCAUUCGGUACUUACCCGGAGAAGGCCGCUACCCCAGCCCCGUUCCUUCCGAUGACAGUGCUCUAGGCUGCCCCGGGUCCCCAGCUCCCCAGGACUCACCCUCAUACCAUCUGCUGCCCCACUUUCCCACAGAACUGCUUGCUAGCCCUGCGGAGCGGCACCUACAUCCCCAGAUCUCUCCACUGCUCUCAGCCUCCCAGCCCCAGGGCCCCCACAGGCCCCCCGCAGCGCCUUGCAGAGUACACAGGUACAGCAACAGGAAUCUCAGAGACAGGCAGCCUAGCAGGUACAGGACAACUGGCCUCCUCCAGGAGCCUAUUCCUGAGAGGAAGCAACAGAGACCCAGAUUGCAUGGAAAUCAGCCAGGGGUCCUGUUAACUCCAUCUCAGGGUCCAGACCCUGAAGAUUUCAGAGGCUGCACAACUUCUGCCUGAACCUGAUGCCAUCGAUUCAAACUGCUCCAAGUGGUGGGAAUCAGAUCUGUGUUGAUGUGUCACCUAAUUAAGGGCAUAUCUUGUAGCUAUGGCUGCCUGCAUCUGUUCUUUUUACCAUCUGUCUUGCCAGCCAGAAGCCUCUGCCUCCCUAGCUUUUCUGCUAUAGGUCAGAGAUGGGCUGAACUGAGCCUAGCUACCUUCUCUACCCAUCUCCCCUAGCCCCCACUGCCACACCCUCCCCAUACAGAUACUUCAUGGACCAAGAAUGAGCUGGUUUAUCAAACAACAUGUGCGAAUGGUCACAAACACAAAGCUCAAGAUGACAACCCUUCUCUUUUAAGGAAAUGAAGAAGCUCUAUAAAAAACCAGCUGCUACGCAUAAGUUGGACCAGAGGAAGCUUCUGUAUUCUCAGGAGCUUGCAAGAAGCAGGGGUGGGAAGGGGAAUUUAAUAGGUUAAGUUUAGGCCUAUCAACCUAAGCAACAGAAAUAACCUGACACUACCUUCUCAGGCAAGUUGGGGAGCGGAGGAUAUAAUCUGGUUGUAGUUCAAAUUACUUUGAAAUGUUUCCUGAGAAACUCACUAGCCUAAGAAGCUCUGAUACCAAGGUCCCAGGCUUGUCACCAGCAGCUACAAUCAACAGUUCAGAGAAGUCAUGGCCCAAAUUCAGUGUGCACCCCUCCCCAUUCACAGAGCCUUUUUCACAAUUCUAUUUCCAGUUCAUCCAUGGCAGUCCAGCCAGCUCCUGGACAGCUGUGAGGCAAACCCAAAACCUCACAUCAGCCAGAGCCUGUCUUCCAGCAUUCAGUCCAGGCCAGCUGCAGUUUCCCCAUGGGGCUGCAGGACAGAGGACCAUUACAGCUAAAUCAAGGAGCCCAGAAAACCUCCAGUGGUGGACAACAGGUCUUCACCACAGCCUACUUUAACUCAUUUUUGAGCCAAGCUUCAACCCUGAGCCUUGAAAAACAAGUUUUUAAUUUUUGUUCCUUGCCUUCUCACCAUAUGUAGCCUGAAUCCAAAGAAAAAAGGGCUGGUCAGCCAGGUGUGGUGGCUUACGCCUGUAAUGCCAGUACUUUGGGAAGCCGAGGCAGGCAGAUCACCUGAGGUCAGGAGUUUGAGACCAGCCUGGCCAACAGGGUGAAACCUCAUCUCCACUAAAAAUGUAAAAAGUAGCCAGGCAUGGUGGUACGUGUCUGUCAUCCCAGCUACUCAGGAGGCUGAGGCAGGAGAAUCACUUGAACCUGGGAGGCAAAAGUUGCAGUGAGCCAAGACUGCACACCUGCCCUCUAGCCUGGGCAACAGAGGGAGAUUCCAUCUUAAAAAAAAAAAAAAAAAAAAAGGCUGUCCAUGUACUCACACACCCCUCAAAAAAAAAGCCCUUAGUUCCUACUUUAGCCACUGGUUUCUGACUCCAAAGACCACAUAUUCUAGUGUAAUACUGCAAGAAGUCUUGAGAAAAAAAGAUUAUUGUAGUGUUCAGAGUAUUUUUAUAUUGUUAAUGCAUCAUCAUAGAAAAACUUUUUUAAACAUGAGAAUAAAGACUUUUUACUGGGUUUGUUUUUCAAAGCCUGACGCUGAGGAAUAAGCUGUCUCAGUAACAAAACAUGGUAUUCUUUCCUUUUCUUCUCCAGUCAGGAAACUUGGAGUUUGUUCCCUAUGGUGCACGUUUCCAAACCUCCAACCUGCAGAAAUCAGGGAUUACACUUGUCAUUUCCCCUAAAGGGGUGUGGGCCCUGCCUGCCGCACCCCUGAGAGCUGGGCCCAUACUCCCAUUCCAAGCUUUGCUCUUAAACCCCCCAUCCUGACCCCACAAUGAUGUAGGCCAGCCUGCUCCCCAGUGCUCAUAUAAAAAUAAAUGAAUUGGAAACUGCCAACCGUACAGCCUGAAAAGACAAUCCCACCUGAAAUAGGUACACCGGACCACUAGGCUCCAUUUCCCUCUCGGGGCAGAGAGAAAACAUUCCACAAGUACAUAUCCUAUUUCAAAGAAAACAAGACCAAAUAGAAGUCUUUUUAUAACCUAUUAGCACCAUAAAACCCUAAAGGAUAUUUUAGUAGCAUCCUUUCCUCCCAACUGUAUCUGUUAAGACACAAAGUAUUUUUCAUAUUUUCACGCAAACCUUCAAGUUUGAGAAAUCUACAACCCACUUUUUAAAAAAUCAUACACACUGUUGGUGGACACUAGAGCCACCAUAUCCACUUUAUUUUUACAUUAUUUGUAUGCAUUUAGGGGGUACAAAUACAGCUGUGUUAAUGGAUAUAUUGUGUAGUGGUGAGGUACAGGCUUUUAGUGCACCCCUCACCCAAAUAGUGUACCAUGCACCUAAACAGUGUACACUGUACUCAACAGGUAGGAUUUCAUACCUCAUCCCCCUUUCAUCUCCCAGCUUUUGAAGUCUCCAAUGUCUGUUCCAUUCCGUAUAUCCCUGUGCACUUAACUGUUUGGCACCCUACAACCCACUUUUUACAUGGCAGUUUCCACGAAGUACACUGCUAUCUUCCUUAGACCUAUCAUGAAUGUAAAAGGUGUCAUGAAGGCAUCUCAAUAGGUCAACAAAUAGGUGAUAAAUGUUGGACAAGAAGCGUUUUCACAUGGGCCACCAUCUGCAUUGUCAUCAUCAUUCUACUGAGUUAUAUUUUUUGGAUUUUAUGUUUAAAGAUAUUUAUAAAGAAAGUAAUCUUCCAGAGUAGUGUCUGUCUAAAGUAGGCCACUGGACAUUGUAACCCUAGACUUGCUUCUUUCUGGGAGAGUGUUAGAGGACACUAGCCAUUCUCUGGACAUCUGUCCCAUUUUAAAGAAUUCUGUUCUGGCUACUGGCCUAGUU